AUGGCCGCCCGUCGGUCUCUUACCCGGUCCAUCCCCGCUCUCCGCGCUGCGUCUCCCCGCACGACGGUGGCCGGCAUCUCACCCGCCAGGGCUGCUGCAGCGUCCGCAUCGCGCUCUCUUUCAACCUCUUCCCUGUCUUCCUCUCGCUCGCUAGCAUCACAAACACCAUCAGUCGGCUCCAUGGCUGCCCGACGCAGACUUCACGCUACUGCUCAACAACUCGCCCCCGCAACUACAUCCGCGGCUAGCACCGCCACCGAAUACCCGACGAGCCAUGAGGCCAUUACCAACCCAAUCGAUACUACCAACUUCCUUGACAAUGAGUUCUUGCCUUCCAAGGCGAGCACCUGGAUCGAUCUGUAUGACCCAGCCACCAACAAUCUCGUCACUCGUGUGCCCCAGAGUACCGAUGAGGAACUCCGCGCUGCUGUCGAGUCCGCCCAAAAGGCUUUCCCAGCAUGGAGGGCUACAAGUAUCAUGGCUAGGCAGCAGAUUAUGUUCAAGUUUGUCAACUUGAUUCGUGCUCACUGGGAUCGUCUGGCUGCGUCGAUCACUCUCGAGCAGGGCAAGACCUUUGCGGAUGCCAAGGGUGAUGUCCUUCGUGGUCUGCAGGUCGCUGAGACUGCGUGUGGUAUUACCACCCAGAUCACCGGUGAAGUGCUGGAAGUCGCAAAGGACAUGGAGACUAGGAGCUACAGGGAGCCCCUUGGAGUUGUUGCUGCUAUCUGCCCUUUUAACUUUCCUGCCAUGAUUCCUCUCUGGUGUAUCCCUGUUGCUACCAUCACCGGAAACACCCUGGUCAUGAAGCCUUCCGAGCGUGACCCUGGAGCAGCCAUGAUCCUCGCUGAGCUUGCCAAGGAAGCAGGCUUUCCUCCUGGUGUUAUCAACAUCAUCCACGGAUCUGCCAAGACAGUCGACUUCAUCCUCGACGCUCCUGAGAUCAAGGCCAUCAGCUUCGUCGGUGGUAAUCGUGCUGGAGAGUACAUUUACAGCCGUGGAUCCGCCAAUGGCAAGCGUGUACAGGCCAACCUAGGUGCCAAGAACCACGCCGCCGUGCUUCCCGACGCAAACAAGAACCAGACACUCAAUGCCAUUGUUGGGGCUGCCUUCGGUGCUGCUGGUCAGCGUUGCAUGGCGCUCAGCACACUCGUCACAGUCGGCGAGACCAAGGAGUGGCUUCCUGAGAUGGCAGAGCGCGCCAAGGCCCUGAACGUCAACGGAGGCUUCGAAGAGGGUGCAGACCUUGGCCCUGUCAUCAGCCCCGAGAGCAAGAAGCGUAUCGAGGACCUGAUCGCCAGCGCUGAAGAGGAGGGCGCCACUAUCCUCCUUGACGGAAGAGGCUACAAGCCCGAGAAGUACCCUAACGGCAACUUCGUCGGUCCUACCAUUAUCACCGGUGUCACUCCCGAGAUGAAGUGCUACAAGCAGGAGAUCUUCGGCCCUGUCCUUGUCUGCCUGGAAGUCGAGACUCUCGACGACGCCAUCGAGCUCAUUAACAAGAACGAAUACGGAAACGGUGCCGCUAUUUUCACCCGCUCUGGCCCCACGGCCUCCAAGUUUCAGAAGGAUAUUGAAGCCGGCCAGGUCGGCAUCAACGUCCCCAUCCCCGUCCCGCUGCCCAUGUUUUCUUUCACCGGUAACAAGAAGAGUAUUGCUGGUGGUGGUGCCAACACUUUCUACGGCAAGCCUGGUCUUCAGUUCUACACUCAGCAGAAGACCGUGACGAGCUUGUGGCGCGCUGAGGAUGCUGUCAGCACCAAGGCUCAUGUUGUGAUGCCUACUCAUUCUUAA
Messenger RNA from Aspergillus mulundensis, 1791 nucleotides. RefSeq names its product CoA-acylating methylmalonate-semialdehyde dehydrogenase. The record is from RefSeq and is a predicted model, not a curated record. Bases 1 to 1791 code for a protein of 596 amino acids. Gene Ontology annotation, biological process: thymine catabolic process; L-valine catabolic process. The transcript is spliced from 2 exons. NCBI's taxonomy places the organism in Eukaryota, Fungi, Ascomycota, Eurotiomycetes, Eurotiales, Aspergillaceae. Gene Ontology annotation, molecular function: malonate-semialdehyde dehydrogenase (acetylating, [NAD(P)+]) activity; methylmalonate-semialdehyde dehydrogenase (acylating, NAD+) activity. Gene Ontology annotation, cellular component: mitochondrion.